Pomacea canaliculata is the source of this 8456-nucleotide messenger RNA. Its product is annotated as synaptotagmin-like protein 5. NCBI's taxonomy places the organism in Eukaryota, Metazoa, Mollusca, Gastropoda, Architaenioglossa, Ampullariidae. Gene Ontology annotation, molecular function: phosphatidylserine binding; calcium ion binding; calcium-dependent phospholipid binding. The record is from RefSeq and is a predicted model, not a curated record. Gene Ontology annotation, biological process: cellular response to calcium ion; calcium-ion regulated exocytosis; regulation of dopamine secretion. The transcript has 6 exons. Gene Ontology annotation, cellular component: membrane. The coding region runs from base 617 to 3124 and encodes 835 amino acids.
CGGGCAGUAUCGACGACAGCAUUGUCGCUGAUGUCAACAGACGGGCCCGCAGUUGGCCAAUCGGGAGAGCCGGGGUCGGGGGACCCACGCGCGCCCUGUGUACAGCCAACCGACGUGGCUUUCUGUUGUUUCUCCCACUGGAGAGCUGCUGCUCCCUGCAGCCGAGUGUUGGGAAAGUGGCAAUGGUCUGUGACAGAUAAGAGGAGGAGGACAACGACGACGACUACGACGACGACGACGAAUGAGAGGAGGGUUGCUAAGAAGACGAGAUUUGAGGACGACUCACCCGGCCACCCGGCUCACGAGGUAAACAAAACACAAGGAACAAAAGAAAAUCCUCAAGCAGGACGUACUUGAUCCCCGGAUCAGGACACAAACAUAUUUUCGACCAUAGACAUCCGUAAAUCAUCUGCGUCCCCCACCACCACCCGCCUACCCACAACCGCAACGACUACCACCCACCACCAAAUCCAACAUCCUGGUGGAAGAGAAGGAGGAGAAGGAGGAGGAGGAGGGUUCAGCGGUCUGACGGGCUGGGUGGUUGUGAGAGGGAGGAAGAGAGAGAAGAAGGAGGGAGGAAGCCGCCGUUGGCUCACCUGGCUGGCUGCCGCGAACCAUGGGGUCGUCACUUCCGACCACGCCCCCUUACAUGAUCGCCGUCUACGUCGCUGUCAGCCUCUCGGUCGUGGGGCUGUUCGCGGCGUUGGUGUACAUCUUCUGUUCGCGCCGCUACCGCCUCAACUGGUUCGAGCGCACGCUGCUGGAAGAGCACAAGGGCGCGGCAGCGGUGGGUUCCGGGCUGCACGUGCGCGGCGGCGGUGCGGCGAGCGGCGUGACCAUCGCCGGCAGAGGCGGGCGCGUGGUGCGAAUAUGUUGCAGUAGUCGCGGCCGGCGCAGCAGUGACGACAGCGACAGGGACGAAGACGAAGAGGAGGAAGAGGAAGAAGAAGAAAAAGAAAAGAGGAAGGAAAAACCAGGAGGAGGAAGACAAGAAAGGAAGAGUGGUGGUGGUGGUGGUGCUCCAUCCACCUCCCCUCCCACCUCAGCCACCGCCAAGGCUGCAACAGCUGCGGCUGUCGCUUCCAGUUUCCACGCUGGCGAGCCUACGGUGAGAUGCACGCGUGUCGUAGCGAGCGGUGACGGGGUUGUUGCUGCUACUGCUGCUGGGCCGUCGCCGUCGCUGUCCCCAUCUUCUGGCCCUCGAACUACUGCGCCUAGAGGGAGCCACAGGCUGGUGAAACAGGUCCGGAGUGCGUCCCCUUGGGUCGCUACCCCGGCAGGAAGUUCUCGAACUGGCGCUGGGGGUAAAGGGGGAAGGUUGGAAUCCUCCUCGUCACAUUCAUCGCAUUUGUCGUCAUCGGCGGUGGGUCCCAGGUCCCCGUGCCUGCUCGUGCCUCACUCUUUCGGUCAGAGCUUCGCGGAUCCAACAUCAUCGUCGACGUCAUCCUCGUUGGCAGCUGCGUCGUCGCCUGCGUCGUCUAUCAUCGUCGUCGUCGCGCCCGAGGUUGCGAAGGACGUCAGCGGUUCUCCUUCUUCUCCGUCGGCGCCGUACGAGGGGUUGUCCUUCGCCGUGCCGCAGACCACCACGUGGAGAAUACAACAAACGCCACAACAACCUAAACUGCCUCCUCCAAAAUCAUCAUCAUCACCAGCAUCAUCAUCAACAAUACAACCCACCACCUCCACCGAAAGCGAGGCCGGCUCGGACCUGAGCCAGUGGCUGAAGCAGCUGGCGGCGAGGUGCAUGGCCGGAGUCGCUGGGCGCGGACUGUUGGGCAGGUCGGCCACCACAACUUCUGCCACCGCCUCCGCUGCUGCCGCCACCGCCACCGCCUCCACUUCAUCUUUUUCGUCGUCGUCAUCGUCAGGGUCGUCGGCGCUGACGUCGGGGGUACGUGGUGGUGCCGAAUGGCUACAGAGCAUGCGCAAGAUGGGCUCCAGUCCCAGCUCCCCCGUGGCCGACGCCAGUGAGAAGUUCUGGGUCCCUCCCGCCGUUCUCGAGCGGAAGCGCGCCCAGAGCCUCAUUCCGGCCCUGUCGAGGCAAGGCAGUGACGAGGAAGUCAUGAGCUCCGGUCAGGCAACUCCAGCUUCCAUUCCCCCACUUAGAGAGUUAUCCUUCUCUUUCUCCAAUGAGAAGGUUCCAGGCCAAGCCAGCGGAAGUGACGGCCUGCCGUCAACGCCCCCUGCCGGCUACGUCCCCAGGCGAAGAGCAUCCAUGCAUGAUGCUAUUGACUACACCAAAAUAGACGCCAGGCUGUACGAUAAGAAGCUCGUCCGCCAGGCCUCGGUGAAAUCCAUCGAAGAGGAAAACCUGGGAUCCAUCAACUUCACGCUCGAGCACAAUGUCGAGACCUCCAUUUUGACUGUCUACGUCAUCCAGGCCCGAAACCUCGUCCCGCGAGAUUUCAGCGGGACCGCAGACCCUUACGUCAGGGUUUCGCUGCUGCCCGACCAGCGCUCUGCGUCUGCGCAGAGCAAGAUCCACCGGAAAACGGUCAACCCUUUGUUCCAGGAGGAGUUUAUCUUUGAACUGAGCGAUUCCCAGAUGGAGCGGGCCGUGCUGGAGAUACUGGUGUACGACUACGACCAGUUCUCACGUGACGAGUGCAUCGGCUACGUCCACGUGCCCCUCAAGACCGUGGACCUCAGCGAGCGCGUGGAGCUGUGGAAGGGUAUCCUCCCUUAUGAAAAAGACAACGACAGAGACAGAGAUGUUGGUGACGUGAUGUUCUCGUUGAGUUAUCUGCCCAGUGCGGAAAGACUGACCGUAGUGGUAGUCAAGGCCCGCAACCUAAGACACCCUGAAGGAGGAAGGGAGACAAUAGACGCACACACCAGGGUGACAGUGAUGUCCGGCAACAAGAAAAUGAAGAAGAAGAAGACUGCAACCGUCCACAACAGCAUCAACCCGGUCUGGAACGAGGCGCUGGUGUUCAACCUCCCUAGGGACCACCUGGACUCCAUCGCCCUCGAGGUCUCCGUCUUCCACGACAACAAGCUGGGCAACGACGAGCGCAUCGGCAAGGUGCGUCUGUCACGUGACUCGUGCGGCGAGGAGAAGGCGCACUGGCAAGACCUCGUCCGCGAGAAGAUGGCGGUGGCGCGCUGGCACAAGCUGUCCUGACGGCUAAGGGAGGCGGCGGUGUCCUCGUUGUCGGCACUGGCGGCUGGCGCACCCGGGGUAGGGGGCCAGACGGCUGCCGGCUGCCUGGGAGCCGCCGUCCUCAGGGGACUGCUCGCCAUGUCCGUCUCGCGGUCGCUGGACAUGGAGUACAGAGGGAACCAUGCCGCCAGCAACGGCGGCAACGGCGGCGGCGGUGGCGGCACCGCCAACAACAACAGUGCCGCUGCUUGUGGCGCGACGAAGAUCCCGGCCAUCAGAACAGCUUCUUGUGGGGUACCCGUCACCAACGCCUCUUUGUCACCAGACCAGAAGCUGGUGCGAGGCAAACUGAAGUCUAAGAAAAGGGGGAAAACGCAGUAGAAGUAGUCUGCUUGAUGACAACCCUCUCCCCGCCAUUUUCCAAAAAAAUCUUUUUUUAAAAAAAAUAACAUGAACGCCAAAUGCAGCAGAGAGGUAGUUCGCUGUUGACAUUAUUCUCGCCAUGGUCACUUAUUAUUAUUAUUGUUUGUCGAGUGCAUAGUGAAAGCCGUAAUUCUAGCGGUCUGAAGAGACUUUUUGUUACCGUGUGCGGUUCUAGCUAGCUUGGAGACAUCUGUCAACUGAUUUUAUUUCUGAGCACUUACAACCAUGUUUGUGUACAAACGACUGCAAAAUCCGUUUUGAGAACUUUCUGAGAUGCUAGCGUCUGGCAGAAAUUUUUAUUUUCUUAAUGUGUUCAGUCUGGACUAGCUUGGAGACACGUGUCCAGGUGUUUUGGUGACUUUAUUUUUGGAACUUUUAAAACAGCAUGCAUGUAGAGACAGAUGACUUGGCAAGUCUUUUCUGAGACCUCUUGAAACUGUGAAGUUCAGAAAUGUCAUCGGUCACGACAGUCGUUUGAAGUGUGUGCAGAUACAACAAAUCAGAGUUGGAAAUAACCAACGACUUCAUCUUAAAAACAGUCAACAUUAGGAACCUGUGUUGCGAAAUCUUUUCUUCGUCAGCAUUUUGUUGCUUGAUAGCACAACUUACAGGUGACUUCAAUACUUUUUUAUCUUUGCAACAUGAUGUAGAGAGAGGUUUUCAAACCCUCGUCAUGGCAGUAAGGAAAUUGCAAACAUUUACAUAAGAAUUAUUUUUGAACAAAUCUUAACAGGACUUGGACCAGGAAUUGCACGAUGGUGACGAUGUGUUGUCGUCUCACAGACACUAAAACCUCCGAAAAAAAUUAUUUCAAACGAAAAUGCGCACUCCAUGGGUUAGAGUUAUGCUGCGUUCAAGAAGGUCUGCGACAUCAUGAAUGUUUCUGUCCAUGUAUGAUCAACACAUUGCUGAUGAAAAUAGCAAUGAAAAUACCCGGAAGACGCAAACAAGACUAGCAAUAAUCGAAAAUCAAGUGUGGGGAUGCUUAUUCCUACAAGUUCAUUGCCUGUGUUAGUUUAAGUUGUGGUGGAUUAUUUAAAGCAAGCUUUUGAAUUCAAGAGGCAGUCCAGACUAAUCGUUGAGGCAAAGAAUGACACAAGGUGAUGUUUUUAGUCUAUCAAAGAAUCUGGUUUCUUUAUGUCCUUUUACUUCUUGUGUAAAAUAAUGUGCACUAUCAAAAAUCUGAAAAUGUUUCUAUCCUGACACUUAAUGUUUAUUUUUAAAAACUACUGAAUUGUGUUUUGAAGAAAAAAAAAUCUUGUUCCUGGGCUAUGCUUCAACUUGGAUUAUAGUGAUGUCCAGUAAAUCAAAGAUCUGCUGUUGGAUAAGAAUUCAUUUAAAAAGUUAGAUAUUCCCUUGUUGUCAUGCUGUCUCUUCCUGAUUUGGCCUCUGCCCCAACACUUGCUCUCUAUUUAUUUUUCUUACUCUUUUAUUUUUUGUAUUCGUGUGUUUUUCUCUCUUAUCUUAAGCUCUUGAUUUUUUCCAUAAUUCAUAUAUAUAUAUCUUUCUAUAGCCUUUUCCUCCGUCCAUUCUCCCUUCUCUCUCCUCUCUUUAUGUCUAUCUCUCUCUCUCUGGCCUUCCCUUUCUGUCAUUACCGUGUGUCCUUGUCUCUCUCUCUCCCUCUCUUUCUGUCUUUUCUUGAUGUCUCAUGUCUCACUCGUCUUGUCUUUCUGUCUUGUCUUUGUGUCUCCUCUCUCUCUCUCGUUCCCUCAAAGCCUAUUGAGAUCAUCUCCUCUCUGUAUUGUCGCUAUACGUGGCAUAUAUCUAAUCCAUGAAAUGCGGCAAGCCUUUGACGUGCUCAUGUUAUUAUUAAAAACUUUGCUCAUCAACUUUAUAUUGCUUCCUGCUGUCCAUAUUCUUUCACAUCGUGGCAUGGAUACAUUUGUUUCAUUUGGAAUUUGCGCGGAUAUUGUUAUAUUGAAUUGCUCAUUCGUCGCCACGUUUCUUGUUUCGCUGUCCUGACAUCUCCCCACUCUUUGACCCUGGUGUAUCAAGUGCAGAAGGCCUUCUUGAGUCCUGUUCCUAAUGACAAAACUUUGUUAAUUCAUUCCACCCCGAGGACCAAUUUCAGUAAUCGUUGUUCAUUUACCGUGUACAUCAUUCUAAAUCAUAUUCUCGAGCAAAUCUUCCUUUUUUUAAAAAAAGGAAGAACCACCGUCGAAGCGUUUAGAUUCUAUUUUUACGAGAAGUGGGAUCAAGGGAUCAGCACGGAUCAGGAAAUCGUUUCCUAGCGCAUGCGCAACGGGUCCCCAGAUUACCUCGGCGAAGCUCGUUCGCUCGUCAGUUCCGCAAUUUCCGGCCGUCUGCUGUCCUACAGGGUAAAGAGAAAAGCAGGCCCAUGCCAUGCACCUGCAACGAAGCCCAACUUUCCCGCGAGACGCUGCGCAUGCGCGUCGCCAUGAUGGAUUUGGGAAGAAUAGGAAGCAGGAGCCAGCAUCAUUGUCGCUGCCUAGCAACAAGCAAAGAACAAGCUCGUUGUUAGAGGCACGCGACAAAAACAUGUAUUGUCGAUGACCCCUUCAAACCAAUUUAGGUCUCGUCUUGCGAUGGUCUCAGACCUGCCUUGUACAGUCCUGACUCAGUCGGUGGGAGGUUUUCCAUGUUUAUUUAUGGUGAUGGGAGCUGGCUGGAUUGGCUUUAAUGAGAAUUCGGUGUAGAUUUUAAAAAGAAAAUUGAUUUUUUUUUUGUAAAAUAAUAUUUAAAAACUAUUUGUUUUCCUUUACUAAAUCCUCUAAAAAAUUAAUUAUCGACUUGAAAUGGUCUUCGGUAACAUUUAACUUUCAAUCAUACAUUCAUCUUUCUCUUUAACACACUGACUUGAAUAAUUUUGACCUCUUGUGUCACGUGACAACGAGAAAACGUCGUAUAGCCUUAAUUUUGAUGAUUGGAGCAGCACACCAGAGAUCUUGAACAGAAAACCAACAUCUCGUUCUGAGGCUGAGAAUUCCCGAGAUGGAAAUAGGAAAUUGUUUGGAUCUCGUGCCUGACACGUGGAUUUUUACUCUGAACACAUGAUGCAAUCUUUCCACGGUUGAGUUAGUUUGCUGUAAAGUGAGUUCAAUCGCAAACGGACACAAUACAUCUUUCAAAUUUCUUCGGAUAGCUUUUGUGUCCUUUUAUAAAAGCUUCACUUUUUAUUUACUUAAAAAAAAAAACAACAGAAACAGCAGGGUUUCGCACCAGUGGUAUCUUAACUCUUUGCAGUUCAGUUGAACAUAGUCGAAAUCCUUGUUCAUUUGAGAGAUGGACAAGAACAUUUGAAAUGAAAUGAGUUAAAGCGAGGCAUCAUUGAAAUAAUCUGCUAAAAUAAUUUCGUUUUGAGGAAUUGGUUGGAUUUCAACUCGGUGGGAAGUACAGGCUUGCUUAAUUUUAAUUGUUAAUCCUUCUAACAAAUGCGUGUUUACAGUGUUUGUUUGUUUGUUUCGUGUGUUUUGUUUGCUGAUUUUGUUUCUUUAUUUCGCCAUUCAUCUCUUUAUCCUCUCGUUGUACACAUUGCACAUUUCCUUGUCUUUUUCAUUUCUUUCUUAUUUCCUUUCAGUGAGUCUGCUUUCACUUCUCUGAGAUUUUUUUUUCUUUUGUAUCUUUUUUGUUUCGUAUUUUCUUUUAUCCACUUCUAUGAUCUGCUGUUCUUUUCUUCUAUUGGUCCUUUCGGAAGGAAUGAUCGCCUGACUGGAUGUCAACUAGAAUAACUUAACUGCCUAUAAUUUCUCAUUUCAUAUCUCAGCAUCGUAUGACUAUCUUCAUGACUAUCUCGUCCCACUGCUAAUUUGUUAUGUCAGUCGUAUUAAUUAUUACAUCCCGUUAGUUCCAUGUCCUUGUUGCCCCAAGGGUUCUCUGGCACUCAAACUUUGUUGCACUCAAGCUGUGUACGUAUUACCCCUGAGGUGAAUUCUGGGAUCGGUGUUUCCUCGAAACCGAUAGACGCCAUGGUCUCUUCCUCACUCCUCGCGGCUGACCGCCAUGACACUUUUUCAUGAAGCACUGCAACGAUUGGUCCUCGCCCUGUUUGCGCGCAUGCGUGGCGUUAUGUGUAUAACUGUGUGAUUUCUUGUACAUAUCGGUAAAAGUGAGCUUGGAUACUAUUCACAUAUGCAUAUGCCUACUGAUUAGAUACCUGACAAAGCCCUCUUCAAUUUUUUCUUGUUUUUUCUUCAUUGUCUCUGACAUCGUCUACUUUAUAUUGUGUACAUGUCUAUUUUUACAAUCUUUCUAAUAUUCGUCUAGUUUCCAUUGUUUCUAACAGGCUUCUCUUUUCCACAGUUUUUGAUAUUCUUCUAUUUUAAUUUCUAAUAUACCUUUUUUGAUUGUUUCAAACAUUCUUUUUCUUUAGUUCUGGCAUAUUUCUAUGUCUAUGUAAUCAACUGAUUAACUUUUUAGUAUAACGAAUUUGUAUUUUUAAUUAUUUAAUUUGUUACUCUUAUAACUUAAUCAACAAAAUUCUAAUUAUAAGCUUUGGUAAGCACAUAAUGGAUAAAGACACCAACUAAUAAGAUUACAAUACACAUUUUCUGUUUAAUCAACCUAUUUUUGUGUACGAGUAAAAUUAAUAUGCUCAGUGCUUUGAAGUCCCUUGCUGUAAACAAAAUCAAAUUAGAAUUUCUUGGACAAAAAGUUCAUUAAUGUAAAAUCAGCAAAUAAUACACCAAUGGUUCUGUUUAAAUUCCAGAAGAAGUGUUUGGAUUGAUACACAUAUAGGCUUUGUUUCUCAAGUUAAUUUUCACUACCUGUACAGGGCUGCAUAUUGCAUGGGGUUUAUUUGUUUAGUUUAUUCUGUCUGUUCAUGUCUCAACAAGCUGUUUCCUGUAUGCUGUCUGAGCAGGAUCCUGUAUCAACAACUUCCUGAACGAUUUCUACUGUUUGUACUGUGAAUAUCUGCUCCUUGUCCCGCACCAGUGUGAUCCAAGUAAUAAACCAAGAAGUUCCUCGUCAA